Molecule: messenger RNA, 2592 nt
Organism: Purpureocillium lilacinum
Lineage: Eukaryota; Fungi; Ascomycota; Sordariomycetes; Hypocreales; Ophiocordycipitaceae
Product: H(+)-transporting V0 sector ATPase subunit a
Biological process (GO): proton transmembrane transport; vacuolar acidification
Cellular component (GO): vacuolar proton-transporting V-type ATPase complex; fungal-type vacuole membrane; vacuolar proton-transporting V-type ATPase, V0 domain
Molecular function (GO): ATPase binding; proton-transporting ATPase activity, rotational mechanism
Source: RefSeq, a predicted model, not a curated record
AUGGCUCCCAACAAGGACACGCCGUUCCGCUCGGCGGACAUGAGCAUGGUGCAGCUGUACGUCUCCAACGAGAUCGGUCGGGAGGUCGUCACUGCCCUGGGCGAGCUUGGCCUCUGUCAGUUCCGAGACUUGAACGAGGAUGUUAGCGCUUUCCAGCGAACGUAUACACAGGAGAUCCGACGCCUAGAUAAUGUCGAAAGACAGCUGCGAUACUUCUAUGCUCAAAUGGAAAAGACCGGCAUCCCCCUCCGAAAGCUCGAUCUCGACAACGAAAGGCUCGCGUCCCCAUCGACCUCGGAGAUCGAUGAGCUCGCCGAGCGAAGCCAGAAGCUCGAGCAACGGGUCUCGGACCUUAAUGACAGUUACGAGACCCUCAAGAAGCGUGAGGGCGACCUCACCGAGUGGCGAUGGGUUCUGCGCGAGGCAGGCAGCUUCUUCGACCGUGCUCACGGCAACGUCGACGAGAUCCGGGCCUCGACUGACAACGACGAUGCGCCCCUGCUGUCCGACAUCGAGCAGCAUCACCAGGCACCCGAGGUCGAGCGAUCCUUCUCUGGUAUGAACAUUGGCUUCGUCGCGGGCGUUAUUGCGCGGGACCGCGUUGCGGCUUUUGAGCGCAUUCUCUGGCGUACACUGCGCGGCAACUUGUACAUGAACCAGUCGGAGAUCCCCGAGCCCCUGAUCGACCCCACAAACAACGAGGCCGUCAACAAGAACGUCUUCGUCAUCUUUGCCCACGGCAAGGAGAUCCUCGCCAAGAUCCGCAAGAUCUCCGAGUCUAUGGGUGCCGAGGUCUACAACGUCGACGAGAACAGCGAUCUUCGCCGCGACCAGAUCCACGAGGUCAAUGGACGUCUGGAUGACGUGCAGAACGUCCUGCGCAACACUCAGGCCACGCUCGAGGCUGAGCUCAACCAAAUCUCGCAGUCGCUGUCGGCGUGGAUGGUGCUCAUUGCCAAGGAAAAGGCCGUCUACAGCACGCUCAACCUCUUUUCUUACGACAGAGCUCGCCGAACUUUGAUUGCCGAGGCCUGGUGCCCGACAAACGACAUGCCUCUCAUCCGGUCUACGCUCCAGGACGUGACCAACCGCGCCGGCCUUUCUGUGCCAUCCAUCAUCAACGAGAUCCGAACCAACAAGACGCCGCCAACGUACCUCAAGACGAACAAGUUCACCGAGGGGUUCCAGACCAUCGUCAACGCCUAUGGUACUGCCACGUACCAGGAAGUCAACCCGGCCUUGCCCGUCUUCGUCACGUUCCCCUUCCUCUUCGCCGUCAUGUUUGGCGACCUUGGCCACGCCCUGAUCAUGCUUUCGGCUGCGCUUGCCAUGAUCUACUGGGAGAAGCCGCUGAAGAAGGUGACGUUCGAACUCUUUGCCAUGAUUUACUACGGCAGAUAUAUUGCUCUGGUCAUGGCCGUCUUCUCCAUCUUCACUGGUCUCAUGUACAACGACAUUUUCUCCAAGUCCAUGACUCUCUUCCCGAGUGCUUGGUCGUACGUGAAGCCCGAUGGCUGGAAGGAGGGCGACACGGUCAGUGGUGUGUUGAACACGGACGGCUACCGCUACCCCUUUGGUAUCGACUGGGCAUGGCACGGGACCGACAAUGACCUCCUCUUCAGCAACAGUUACAAGAUGAAGAUGAGUAUCAUCCUGGGUUGGGCACACAUGACCUAUUCGCUCUGCUUCGCGUACAUCAACGCGAGGCACUUCAAGAAGCCGAUUGACAUCUGGGGCAACUUUAUUCCCGGCAUGAUCUUCUUCCAGUCCAUCUUUGGGUACCUGGUCGUUUGUAUUAUUUACAAGUGGUCCGUCAAGUGGAUUGAUUUUGAGGAUGGCACUAAUAACGUUCAGCCGCCGGGGCUGCUCAACAUGCUCAUCUACAUGUUCUUGCAACCUGGUACGCUGGACAUGGAGCUGUAUAAGGGACAGAAGGUUGUGCAGGUGAUCCUGCUCCUGCUGGCCUUUGUUCAAGUGCCCAUCCUCCUCUUCCUCAAGCCGUUUUACCUCCGCUGGGAACACAACCGUGCUCGCGCCAAAGGUUAUCGUGGCAUAGGUGAAACGUCUCGAGUUAGCGCCUUGGAUGGUGACGAGGAGAACGAGGGCCUGGUCAAUGGGCACGGAAACAGCUUCGACGACGAUGGCGAAGGCGUGGCUAUGAUCUCCCAGAACAUCGACGACGAGCACGAGGAGUUUGAGUUCAGCGAAGCCAUGAUCCACCAGGUCAUUCACACGAUUGAAUUCUGCCUCAACUGUGUCUCGCACACUGCUUCCUACCUUCGUCUCUGGGCCUUGUCCCUUGCUCAUCAGCAGCUCAGCGUCGUCCUUUGGAACAUGACUCUUGGGCCUGCUCUGGCCAGGCCUGGCGUCGUGGGCGUCAUCAUGAUCGUCGCGUGCUUCUACCUCUGGUUCUUCCUGACCAUUGCCAUUCUGGUGUGCAUGGAGGGAACCAGUGCCAUGUUGCACUCGCUGCGACUCGCGUGGGUCGAGUCAUUCUCCAAGUUUGCAGAGUUCGGGGGGUGGCCUUUUGUGCCGUUCUCAUUCAAUGCACUGCUGGAAGAGUCGGAAGACCUGAAGGACUACUUGGGAUGA